ACACUACACACAUCUUUCUGCCACCCAUCACGUGCUUCCCUCUGCCCCCUCUUCACCUCUGCUCUUUCUGCACCCUCUCUUCUCUUACCAACUGCAAAUCUUAUCCAUUGUUUUGGUCGUUACUCCAUUCUUAUCAAUCUAGUAGUUUUGUUCGUUGGUUGACAAACAUCUUCACCUACCUAUAUUUAAUAUAUACCUUUCCUGUUCCUUUUGUUUAGUACUCUCACACUAGACAUGGAGAACAACAAAAAGAAAGUUGGAGGGGCUUCUGCUUCUGCUUCUGCUUCUUCCUCAUCCCCCACCAACUUUGAUCAUCUUUUUGGUCCCAAAGACCCCUCCACCACUUCUUCUUCAUCCACCAGCAUCUUUGGCUCCAUUUUCCCACCUCCAUCCACUGUUGGAAGGAGAGAUUCAACAAAACAGGACAUGAUGGGAUGCAAAAAUUAUGGAGCACCAGGCAAUUACAGAAACAAAGGUGAAAGCAGUGGUGUUUCCAACAAGAAUACUAGUACCAAUUAUCAGAAUGAGACAGUGGAGCCCAGCUACUACAGUUCAUCAAUCUAUUAUGGUGGUCAAGAAAAUUAUUCCCCAAGAACCAGGACCACUGAAUCCCACCAUAUUUUCGAGAAAGAUAAGAACGAUGAUGAUGAUUCAAAUGGUAAUGACUCAAACAGUGCUUCAAGAGGGAACUGGUGGCAAGGUUCUCUUUAUUAUUAACAUCAGCAAUAGUAUGCAAACUCUUCACCCUGAAGACCAGGAUGAUGAUCCCCAACGUACGUAGAGUACGCAGUAACAGUACUCUACUCUACUCUAAUUUACUGUGUGGAAAUAAAGACAUGGUAGCGGAUACUAUGAAUCUACUCUCUAGUACUCUUUUGCAUGUGUUGAGUCCUUUUUGUUACAGCUCGCACAUAAGUUAAUUGCAUAACAAGUCAAUCCUCAACGUAGCUUGAAACCAUGAUUACUCCUUCUUGUAUUUUAUAGUUCAUAGUUUACACAAAAGGUUUCACGUGGGUAACUGACCUUUAGACUUUAUUAGUGUUUUAUAAUUGUGUGAUCUUGUUACAUGUAAUUUAUGAUUUCUGGUUCCUAUCCACUGUAGUACUAUGGUAUAUGUAACUAUGUAGCUUUCUGUCAUUUAUAAUACCACAUUGUCAUUACUCACUUGACUGUGCCGAAAACAUUUUGUUUUGCGAGAAUAAUGUCAUUACUCACUAUCAGAC
Messenger RNA from Abrus precatorius (Indian licorice), 1223 nucleotides. RefSeq lists its product as uncharacterized. Lineage: Eukaryota; Viridiplantae; Streptophyta; Magnoliopsida; Fabales; Fabaceae. Bases 235 to 717 code for a protein of 160 amino acids. The record is from RefSeq and is a predicted model, not a curated record. The transcript has 6 exons.